CUUUGAUAGUAAAAAUAUAUAUUUUAAUAUUAUAUGAUUGCAAUAAUUAUAAAGUUUUCUAUAUUUAAUUACUAUUUGUAUAAUUAUAACAACCUCAGGAUAUCUGUAAUAAAUUAAUUUUUCAAUGUCAUUUACAAUUUCAUAAAAUCUUUUUUUUGAUUUAUGUUGGUCCUUCUGUUAUUUUUCGCGGCAACGCGGUAAUAAGACGCUAAAGUGCUAGAAAUCCCGCCGCAUUGUUCGUAUAUUAUUUCUUGUAUAAUUUAUAGCUAUUGUCUAAAAUGAGCAAAGGAAAGGAUUCAUCCCCUGCAGAAACUGCAGGAGGAGAAGAAUUUAGUGUUGAAAAAGUUUUAGACAGGAGAGUAGUUAAAGGAAAAGUUGAAUAUUUUUUAAAAUGGAAAGGAUACUCAAAUGAAGAAAAUACAUGGGAGCCAGAAGAAAACCUUGAUUGUCCAGAUCUAAUUGCACAAUUUGAAGAACAACGAAAAAAGAAAGAAGCAGCUACAGCUGGUAAACGAUAUGAAGACAAAGAACAAAAGAAACGAAAAAGUUCAAGUGGCCCUUUACCUACUCAUACUAAGAAAAAAGUAACUGAAGAAAAGAAACCUGAAGGUUUUGAUAGAAAUUUGGAACCUGAACGUAUUAUUGGUGCAACAGAUUCAAGUGGAGAAUUAAUGUUUUUAAUGAAAUGGAAAGGAACAGAUGAUGCAGAUUUAGUUCCUGCUCGAAUUGCCAAUGAAAAAUGUCCACAAAUCGUAAUAAAGUUUUAUGAAGAACGAUUGACAUGGCAUAGCCCUGCUCAUGAUGAAGAAAGUUCAGUAAAAGCUGAUGCAGAGUAGCGUCCAGCCUUCCGAUAUACAUACACAGCACGCUUUAGAAUCUGUCGCAUAUAACAAAAAAUAGCGUGUACAAAAUGAAAAAUAUGAAGAUUUAUUGAUUAUUGCACAGUAAUAAUGUUAUCAAUUUUUUUUUUUAAUGAUUAUUGAUGAACUACUAAAAUUGAAAAAACAAACAAACAUUAAAUAUUUCUGUCAUUGUUAGUGAAAAAUAAUUUACAAUAUAUACUCUUAUACUUCCAUAAAAUAUAUAUUUUCAAUUUUUUUUGCAACUGUUAAUUUUUAUAUUAACUAGAUGGAAAUUGAUUCUUUAUUGUUAAUUUAAGAAUUUAAAUUCGAAGUGUAAAUAUAAACAAAAGAAUCAAAUGUGUAUUAAUAUAAAAUAGAAUUAUUUAUAUUUCUAUGUAUGAAUAUAACUUUUUUAAUAUUAUUUCAUUUAUACGAAACGAUUUAAUUUACAAUUAAUCGUUUCAUACUCAUAGAUAAAAAUAAUUAUAUAUUAAUUGUUCCAGUUGCAAAGAAAUUGAAAUUCGACUUUUUUUAAAAUACAACAUGACAAUGUACAGUACGUACAGAAAUAUGAAUGAAAAAUAAUAUCUUAACAUUUUUUUAAUGUAUAGAAUUCUUUAAUGAUAAAAAUAUUUGAAAAAAAAAUCUAUUUCUACGUUUUUGAAAUUAAAUCUAGUAAAUGAUUUAAAAUCUCUGUUAAUUGUGUCUAAUAAUAAUAAAUAAUUUAAAUUAUCUUUUUUUAUCAAAAAUCAUUUAGUAUCAAUAAUUCAUAUUGUAGAUUAUAAUUCAUAUUGUAGAUUAAUGUUUUCUUGGCUAGUAAUUAUUAAAAAAAUAUUUUAGUAUAUAAGUGUAUGUGUAGUUUAUUUGUAAGAAAUCGAUUAAAAAUUCAUUUUUUGUAAUUUAUAAAUGUCUUGAUUAAAAAAAUUCAUAUAAAAAUAUAACAAUUUUUAAAUA
This is a messenger RNA of Apis cerana (Asiatic honeybee), 1796 nucleotides long. RefSeq names its product chromobox protein homolog 1. Gene Ontology annotation, cellular component: nucleus. The record is from RefSeq and is a predicted model, not a curated record. Lineage: Eukaryota; Metazoa; Arthropoda; Insecta; Hymenoptera; Apidae.